Melopsittacus undulatus (budgerigar) is the source of this 1168-nucleotide messenger RNA. RefSeq names its product NK2 homeobox 1 (gene NKX2-1). Gene Ontology annotation, cellular component: nucleus. Gene Ontology annotation, biological process: regulation of transcription by RNA polymerase II; cell differentiation. Gene Ontology annotation, molecular function: RNA polymerase II cis-regulatory region sequence-specific DNA binding; DNA-binding transcription factor activity, RNA polymerase II-specific. Lineage: Eukaryota; Metazoa; Chordata; Aves; Psittaciformes; Psittaculidae. The record is from RefSeq and is a predicted model, not a curated record. The transcript is spliced from 2 exons. Bases 23 to 1060 code for a protein of 345 amino acids.
UUUUUUUCCCAGCCGCCGAAUCAUGUCGAUGAGCCCAAAGCAUACGACUCCUUUCUCAGUGUCUGACAUCUUGAGUCCUUUGGAGGAAAGCUACAAGAAAGUGGGCAUGGAGGGCAGUAACUUGGGGGCUCCCUUGUCAGCCUACAGACAGUCUCAGGUUUCUCAGCCGGCCAUGCAGCAGCACCCCAUGGGCCACAACGGAACAGUGACUGCCGCCUACCAUAUGACAGCGGCAGGGGUCCCUCAGCUCUCCCAUGCCACGAUGGGGGGCUACUGCAAUGGGAACCUGGGCAACAUGAGUGAGCUCCCGCCUUACCAGGACACCAUGCGGAACAGCGCUUCGGCGACAGGAUGGUACGGCACCAACCCGGACCCCCGCUUCUCCUCAAUAUCCCGCUUCAUGGCGCCGUCUUCGGGCAUGAACAUGGGCGGCAUGGGCAGCCUCGGCUCUCUGGGAGACGUGAGCAAGAGCAUGGCCCCGCUCCAGAGCACACCGCGGAGGAAACGGAGGGUCCUUUUUUCCCAGGCCCAGGUUUACGAGCUGGAGAGACGUUUCAAGCAGCAGAAAUACCUCUCCGCCCCGGAGAGGGAACAUUUAGCCAGCAUGAUACAUCUCACCCCUACUCAGGUCAAAAUCUGGUUCCAGAACCACCGCUACAAGAUGAAACGCCAGGCCAAAGACAAGGCUGCGCAGCAGCAGAUGCAACAGGAGAACGGCUCCUGCCAGCAGCAGCAGUCUCCCAGAAGGGUGGCGGUGCCAGUGCUUGUAAAGGAUGGCAAGCCCUGCCAAGCAGGCUCCAACACACCCACAGCAGCUAUCCAGAGCCAUCAGCAGCAGGCUGCUACGACGAUCACGGUGGCUACCAAUGGCAACAGCCUCGGACAGCAUCAGAGCCACCAGACAAACAGUGCGGGGCAGUCUCCAGACAUGGGACAGCACUCGGCCAGCCCGUCCUCUCUGCAGAGCCAAGUCUCCAGUUUGUCUCACCUAAACUCUUCUACUUCUGACUAUGGCACUGCCAUGUCUUGCUCCACCUUGCUAUACGGUAGGACCUGGUGAAAGGAUUAAACAGAGCAAAAGAAAAAAAAAAGGGGGGAAAAAAAGAAAGGGAAAAAAGGCAGAUUUUCCCAGUCACACAGAUCUCUGUUCUGUCCAAACUACUGUGUG